AUGCAGACAAGCUAAACUGCUUCUCACAAUAAAAUACAGAAAACCACUUUUACUAGCAAACUAAAUUAUAAUGAUUUUCAUCAGAAAUAAACUAGCCCUGAUCUAUAAGAAUAACCUUUCAUCUUUUCAACUAUGCUUAACAAAAAGUAAUCUAACCCUUAGAUAUAAAACUAGAUAUAAACAAAUAAAAAGCAGUUAUGCCUCAGCAUUAACAGAGAUAAAUCAGAGAUUCAUCUGUCUCCAAAAAAUUAAGCUGAAUAUUAAGCUGAUAAGAGAAUGAGUAUUGAAAAUAAAACAAAUGUACAAAGUCCAACUUUAUUAAAACCUCAAAUAUAAAGCAGGCCAGUAGAAUUGUUACUUACUCAAAAUUAGUUACUCCUGAGUCCAAGCAAUUUAUCAACUCGACCUAAUACUUUAUUUUCUCCUACCAUAAGUAAAACUAAUUCAAAAAUGUUCCAAACUUAAUAAUCAAACAUAGAGCAACCUUAUUCAGCUAAAAACAUUAAUCUCAUUCAAAAGAUCAGAGAGGAUUUUAAGCUUGAUCCUCCUUCAAAUUCAAAUCAAGAUUCAGUGUAAAAGUAGAAAAAUAAUGAGAAAAGGUCGAGCUAUUUGAAAAAAGAAAAUACAUUUAGCUAAAAAAUCCUGAUGAAUUUUGCUUAGAAAUAGCAUCAAUAGACUCCUAAUAAUUAUCAGCAAUAAUUUUUGUUUAAGAAUGAGAGUAGUAACAAUAAUAUAUAUCAAAAGCCUUUGAAUGGUAAUCCAUUCUAGACACCAAAAGCCUAACUUUAAUAAACUAAGAGCUUUUUAAACUUUAAAACUGAAUAUGAUACCUAAAAAUUAUAAAAUGAUAUUUCAAAUCUUAGUAGUAAUAACAAGUUAAAUAGCCUUACCACUAAGAAUCCUGGUUCUAUGUUUAAAGCUGAGGAUAGAUUUUAGUCUUAUCAAAAUAAGAAUAAUGGAGUUUAAUAGUAAUACAGCAACUUUGAAUAGAGAAUACAAUCGAUAGGUUAGCCUUAGUCCUAAUUUAAAAUAUUGAAACUCUAGUUAAAUGAUUAAUUUAAUGAAUCUCAUUAGAAAAGAUUUUCCUAUGACAAUAAUAAUCACUUUGACAAUGAUAGAAAUGGCAUGGUUAGAAGACUUUCAUUCUCGAAUAUGAAUGAUCCAAAUAUUUUGCCUUCAAAUAAUAUAGAUUAGAAUGAAUAAAACUUUCAAAUCCUUGAGAAUAAAUGUGAUUACUAAAUGAGUCCACCAUUAAAUAAAAACAGUAGAUAUGAUUUUGAGGACAAAAACUCUGAGUCUUAGAUAAAAAUAGAUCAAGAUUAAUCUAUUGUAAUGUGCUCCAAUUCUAAGUCAAGAUCAAAUUCUUUUAUUAGAGGUAGCCCAAAAAGAUUUCUAAUGAAGUCUAAUGAUUAAACUCAUGAUAGUAAUAACCAACUUAGUUUCAGUGGAAAUAAGAUUAUUUAAUUUAAAGCAAGUGCUAAAAAAUUGGCUCUCUCAAGUUUUAAGGAGUCAUCAAUUGGUAUGGAUGAAGGAUAGUAAGAUGAUACUGAUAAAAGCUUAUUAGAACAUAGAGAUGAUGUCAAGAGCUAUAUCAAGGACAUGAAAAAUAGAUGCAGGAAUAUGAAUGAUGAAUUUGACAAAAGACACUCCCAGUUAUUUGUAAAAAGAGAUGAAACCUAAUAAUUGUAAUCAAGCAGCCAGAAUAGUGAGAAAUUUAAUCCAGUUACUAACAGUGAUAAUGACAGUUCUAUGAGACAGAAUUACAAAACACAGUAUUAGAUGUCAAAGCAUAAUUAAGGUUAGAAUGACCAUAAAACUACUAUAUUCUCAAUGGAUAACACGAUGAACAGUAAUACGAUGCAGCUGUACGACAGUAUUUAUGAAAAAAAGCUCUAGGAAACUAAAUACACAAAUUGGAGAAGCAAUAAGAACAUUGAAACCUUCAAUAUCAAUGAGUAGAAUGUAACUAGCAGAUCAAGUCAGUAAGCCAUAAUUAGUCUUAAAGUAGUGGAAGAUAACUAUAAUUCUACAAGAAGAAAGGAUUAAAUUCAAAACUUAAAUGAUACUAACACUGAUUCUAAGUUGUCUGAAUACCAAUCUAUAUAAAUAGAGCAAGAAAUGAAUCCUGAAGAUAAGAGAUCAUCAAUAGUCAGAUAAAAACUGUAGGAAAUUCAAGACUAACUCGUUUUCACUUAGAAUGCUCUAAGAUCUUCAAACUCUAAAAUAUUAUUAAACUCAACUGAUAGCAUCUAAAGUAAUACUUAUGAAUAAACUGACUAAAAUAGAGGCUCCAAUUAAUACAAAAGAGACUCUCUCAAUAAAAACAAGAAUGAUAAAAUAGAAGGAAUAGAUGAACUUAGAAAUAGCAUUGAUUUGAAGCUAAAAAGUAUCAUGAAUAAAAAGUAAGCUUACGUAAGAUCUGAUGAUGUUGAGAAUCAAGACUAAUGUGAAAUUUCGCAAACUUAGGACAAAUCAGUUAAUUAAGAUGAUUUAGAAUAGUCACCUGAAUUCUCAGUUCAUAUUACUCCAAUGAAGGAUGAACAAGUAUCUAUGAACUAAAAUGACCAGACUUUAAAUUUAAACGAUUCACACGAGAGAAGUUUAUCAAGAAACAAAUUUAUUAACAAGAUAAGUCAAAUCAGGUAGAAGUUACACAAUAAGGAGGAGAGCUAAUCUUAAGAAAGAUUAUUAAACAUCUAGGAUCAAUCAAUGAUAUCUUAAAAAGAUUUGGAAAGAAGGCGUUCAUCACUUCAAAGAUCCUAAAAGCUACUUUAAAACUUCUAAAGCUUAUCAAAACAAGGACCAGAAUAGGAGUAUGAUUUGAAUGAUAAAAUAAAGAACUAAAAGCAAGUCAUCCAGCUGUCCUAAUCUUCAAAUAAUCUAUUGUUAGAUAAGCAUGCUCAGAGUAUAAUAAAACAUAAUAGAAAUGAUACUAGUGAUUUUAUGAGUAGAACCUAUGCAAUGGACAUCAAUGAGUCAUUUGGGGAUAAUAAAUUCUAUAGCUAAGGUUAUGUCUACAAAAUUUCAUCCAAAAGAUAAUCAGUUAUAAGUGAAAACCAAGAUAAAUCAUUGGACUCAGUUACAGAAGAUAGCAAUUAAAAGAACUAAAAUGUAAUUUAUGAACCUCAAUCAGUAAUGAAUUAAAUAAGACAAUCUAUCUAAAAAUCAUUGUAGGAAACUAGAUACAGAUAAAAUACUGACUAUGAUGUUGAUGAUGAAUAUUAAGCAGAAUUUUAUGACUAAAAACAUGAUAAAUAAAGAGCUGCAGAAUAGGAUUAAACAUUGAAAUAAAACCGUCUCAUUUAGUUGAAUGAUGAAAUAGAGUACACAAGGAUAAGUAGUAAGCAGAUCAUAGAAAAAGAGCGUUAGAAGAUGAAAAUUCUCAAUGAAGAAUUCGAUAGAUAGUAGAAGCUACUAAAGCAAAUGAAUGAAAGUGAAAAUACGAAUGAGAGUCAAUGUGAAUUAGACGAGACUAGUAUGAGUAAAGAUUAAUGA
This is a messenger RNA of Stylonychia lemnae, 3495 nucleotides long. The record is from the annotation of a GenBank genome assembly. Lineage: Eukaryota; Ciliophora; Spirotrichea; Sporadotrichida; Oxytrichidae.